AUGUUAAGAAUAUUUAGUAAAUGUAGAUUCUCAAGUGUUAAUUUUUAUUAAUUAUUGGGAGUUAAAAGAGAUGCAACAAAUGAGGAAAUAAAAAAACAAUUUCACAUAUUAGCAAAAUAGCAUCAUCCAGAUUCUCCAAAUGCAAAGGAGAGUGAUUAAGUAAGAAUGAAUAUAAUUGAAAGGAAUUAUUUAAAUCAAUAGUAGCAGCAUAUAAUACAUUAUCAGAUGAGAAUGAGAGAAAGAAAUACGAUAGAACUUUAAUGGAAUAAUAACAAUAAUAUAGUGGUACAUAAUAAAAUUAGGAGACAAGAAACUAAUAUUCUUAAUAAUAAAGAUAAUAAUAAUAUUAAUAGAGACCGAUAAAUCCAAAUAAUCAAUUUUAUUAUGAUUUUAGAAGGAAAACAUAAGAUUUUGAAGAGAAAGACUUUCAUAGAUAAAGAAAUAAAUAUAUAGAAGAUAAUCCAUUAUUUCAUAGUAUGAGAAAGAGUCCAGAAUUGUAUGUAGUGAGUUUGAUAUUAUUUGUAAUAAUGUGGAGAUGGAAUUCAUAAAUGAUAGAGGAGAGAACAUAAUCAAGAUAUUAAUCAUUUCCAGAGGAUCCUGAAUUUAUAAGAGAGAAGGAAAGAGAUUAUAAGAAACGUUAUGGUUAUUCACCAUAUCCAAAUAGAUAAAUAUUGUAUAAAGUAACAGAAACUGAAUGCAAGUAAUAGAUUACAUAAUAUAUAUAGGAAUAUUCCAAUAGACAUUUUAGAUGAGAUGGAUGAAAGUGGUAGAUAUAAUUUAGCACCAUUGUGUUAUGAAAGAUUAGAUAGAUUUAGAUCUGAAUAAGGAGCAUAAGUAAUAUAGGCAAGUCAUCAUUCAGAAGAUACGGUAAAUUAAUACUUAAAAUUGUCAAAAAAUAAAGGUUUAAAUAAAAAAUAAAUUGUGGACGAGGAUGAUGAUGAAGAUGAUGAACAAGAAGAUGUUUCUAAAUUAUAUUAAUAAGCUAAAAUAUUUAGAAGAGUUAAAGGUAUAGAUGGUAAUCAUCUAAAUAAAUAAAAUAUUUAAACAUUAAAUAUUAAUAGAGAAUAAUAAUAAUAAUAAUAAUAAUGA
Paramecium sonneborni is the source of this 1089-nucleotide messenger RNA. The record is from the annotation of a GenBank genome assembly. NCBI's taxonomy places the organism in Eukaryota, Ciliophora, Oligohymenophorea, Peniculida, Parameciidae.